CACCUCUUGAUCGAUUAGAUAGCAUUCUCUCUGUUUCUUCAGUCGUAAAAUGUCUCAAAAUUCCUCACACGAUAUCACAAGUGACGUAGACCAACCGGAUGUUUGUGUUGAUUUUGCUGAUUUAGGCCCCGGCAUGGUUAAUAUGAGGGUUAAGGUGAGAAUUAUUAGGAGGUUUGUGUGUCCUGCGUAUGGCGUUAGGUUCGUGGAUUUCGUACUGGAAGAUCCAAAGGGUCAAAAGAUACAUGCUGUAAUUGGUGGGGACGUCGCGCAACGGUUCUCAUCUAUCCUCAUAGAAGGCAAUUGCAUAACUUUAUCCGACUUUGUUCUACGAAUGGCUCUCGGAAGGUUUAGACCGUCUUCGCAUAGAUUUCGACUUGGUUCAAACGCUCUCACUUCGGUCAAUUUAAUAAGGCCUUUCUCUCAAAGUGAUAAUUUCCAUUUCGCGAAGUUUAGUGAUAUCAAAGAAGGACACCUAAAUCCUUGCUUCUGUGUUGAUUUGAUUGGGCGCCUUCUGGUUACUUUUGAUUUUCGACGAUCGGAGUCGAAUCGUGUUAACCAUCGCUUUUUUUUUCAGAUGAAAGACCGAAGUGGUGUACGUCUAAUUUUCCGAUUGCCGGAUGUCUUUGUUGAUUCGUUUAUGAAUGAACGGAAGAAAUGGAUUGGUGAUUUCCAAAUUCUCAUCGUCAGAUUCGCUAAAUUGGAAGUCGUCAAAGGCAACGUUACUGCUACUACAGCUUGCACGUCCACUCAAUUCUUCUUCGAUCAUGAAUGUCCUGAGUUUUUGAUGGCUCGUCCCCGAAGUUCCAUCUGUGUAUCUGAUCUAAUUCCUUCUAUGAAUGAAAGAAUGAUGGGAAGAUUCAUAAUAAUUAGAAGAUUUCGUUGCUCUUCACGUUUGGACACGUUGGAGCUAAUACUAGCCGACGAAAAGGGUGACAGGAUACAAGCUUCAAUUGGUUUGGAUUGUUUCGCUUAUGAUUCGAGUAGACUUGUCGAAGGAACGUGGAUAUUUAUAAAAGAUUUUGGCUUGGUCGACGCUGUUGGGUCUGUUAGGCCAACUAGGCAUGCCUAUAAAAUUCUUUGGAAUCUAUCGACUUCUUUUAAGAGAACUGUGGUUACUGCUUCUGUUGACUAUUUUAAGUUUGUACGUUUUGAAGAUGUUCUUGCUGGUUUAGUCGAUCCAUGUGUUUGUGUUGAUUUGAUUGGUCGUCUCAUGUGUGUUGGAAAUUAUGACGAGGAUGAGGGAUUGAAUAGUACGUGGGAGCAGAUAUAUUUGGAGUUAGAGAAUGUUAGGGGUAUUCGUAUUCGCUGUCGCUUGCCGAAGGGGUAUGCCACGAAAUUUUUUUCUGGUCUGAAGACUUGUGCUGAUAACAUCAUCCUGUGUGUGAUGCGGUUUGCUAGACUAGAACUUUAUCGAGUUAAGGUUCUUAACAAAUGGCGUGAGAGAUCUGAAGCCGGUUAUCGAACUUUACGCAUGAUUUUGUGUGAUAAAAGGGGUUCUAUGAUUGAGGCUAAAAUCAAUUCCGAACUCAUUACUGAGUAUGAUUCCGAGUUCAAAGAUGGUGACUGGAUAGCUCUUCAUCAUUUCGAAUUAGAUUUGGUAACUGGGGAUAUGAGAACUACGCGUCAUGAUUAUCGGAUCAAUUUUCUUCCUUCGACAAUUUUGAAUCUGAUACCUGACAAAGACGAUCUUCACUAUGCACUAUAUCCAUCCUCUUUCCUUGACGUUUUGGAUGAUAAACUCAUAAGAACUUACCUGAUAAAUUUGAUUGGGUAUGUGGUUGAUAUCGACGACAUAAAAUACUCUGACCCAAGUAAACGAAGCGCUGGUUAUGCGAUGACGUCUUUCAAAAUUAAGGACGCAAAGAAUUAUGUACUGCCGUGUGUUGCUAUCGGAGAUCUUGCUGAGCAUUUUCACGAUGAGUGGAAAAGGACUAGGAGUUCGCGGGUUGUUUGUGUUUUGCGGUGGUGGGGAAUCUAUAAAGUUUCCGGACAUAUGGUUAUCCAAUCGGUUGGUAGAUGCAGUCGUUUGGAUCUUGAUCCUGAUAUGCCUGAGGUUGCUGAUUUCCGAGUAAAGUCGUCUGCUUCGAAAGGCUCUUCGCGGUCUAGGGACUGAGAGGAAGUUCAUGUGUUCCGGAGCAGUGCUUGAAAGGGAUCAACUUUGGAUCUCCUGUUUAACUUAAAUGU
Molecule: messenger RNA, 2184 nt
Organism: Arabidopsis arenosa
Lineage: Eukaryota; Viridiplantae; Streptophyta; Magnoliopsida; Brassicales; Brassicaceae
Source: the annotation of a GenBank genome assembly